UCAUCAUCACCACCAUCACCAUCAUCCUCAUCAUCACCAUCACCAUCAUCAUCAAAUCUCAAAUUUAAAAUGUCUAAUUCAAAAUCUCAAAUUCAAAAUCUCAAACUCAAAAUCUCAAACAGAAAAUCUCAAACAGAAAAUCUCAAACUCAAAAUCUCGAACUCAAAAUCUCAAACUCAAAAUCCCAAACUCAAAAUCCCAAACCUCAAAAUCCCAAACCCAAAAUCCCAAACUCAAAAUCCCAAACCUCAAAAUCCCAAACCCAAAAUCCCAACCUCAAAAUCCCAAACCCAAAAUCCCAAACUCAAAAUCCCAAACCUCAAAAUCCCAAACCCAAAAUCCCAACCUCAAAAUCCCAAACCCAAAAUCCCAACCUCAAAAUCCCAAACCCAAAAUCCCAAACCUCAAAAUCCCAAACCUCAAAAUCCCAAACCCAAAACCCCAACCUCAAAAUCCCAACCUCAAAAUCCCAAACCCAAAAUCCCAAACCCAAAAUCCCAAACCUCAAAAUCCCAAACCCAAAAUCCCAAACCCAAAAUCCCAAACCCAAAAUCCCAACCUCAAAAUCCCAAACCCAAAAUCCCAAACCCAAAAUCCCAAACCUCAAAAUCCCAACCUCAAAAUCCCAAACCCAAAACCCAAAACCCAAAAUCCCAAACCUCAAAAUCCCAAACCCAAAAUCCCAACCUCAAAAUCCCAAACCCAAACUCCCAACCUCAAAAUCUCAAACCCAAAAUCCCAAACCCAAAAUCCCAACCUCAAAAUCCCAAACCCAAAAUCCCAAACUCAAAAUCCCAAACCCAAACUCCCAACCCAAAAUCCCAAACCUCAAAAUCCCAAACCCAAAAUCCCAACCUCAAAAUCCCAACCUCAAAAUCCCAACCUCAAAAUCCCAAACCCAAAAUCCCAAACCCAAACUCCCAACCUCAAAAUCUCAAACCCAAAAUCCCAAACCCAAAAUCCCAAACUCAAAAUCCCAAACCUCAAAAUCCCAAACCCAAAAUCCCAAACCUCAAAAUCCCAAACCCAAAAUCCCAAACCUCAAACUCCCAACCCAAAAUCCCAAACCCAAAAUCCCAAACCUCAAAAUCCCAAACCCAAAAUCCCAAACCUCAAAAUCCCAAACCCAAAAUCCCAAACUCAAAAUCCCAAACCCAAAAUCCCAACCUCAAAAUCCCAAACCCAAAAUCCCAAACCUCAAAAUCCCAACCUCAAAAUCCCAAACCCAAAAUCCCAAACCUCAAAAUCCCAACCUCAAAAUCCCAAACCCAAACUCCCAACCUCAAAAUCCCAAACCCAAAAUCCCAAACCUCAAAAUCCCAAACUCAAAAUCCCAAACCUCAAAAUCCCAAACCUCAAAAUCCCAAACCUCAAACUCCCAAACUCAAAAUCCCAAACCCAAAAUCCCAAACCCAAAAUCCCAAACCUCAAAAUCCCAAACCCAAAAUCCCAACCUCAAAAUCCCAAAUUCAAAAUCCCAAACCCAAAGGCGAAUUAUGA
Messenger RNA from Penaeus chinensis, 1500 nucleotides. Its product is annotated as extensin-like. Lineage: Eukaryota; Metazoa; Arthropoda; Malacostraca; Decapoda; Penaeidae. The record is from RefSeq and is a predicted model, not a curated record. The transcript is spliced from 2 exons. The annotation marks the transcript as partial.